AGGCUUUCCCUAACAGCCUGUAGGAGCCUCUGCCUACUGCUGCUGUGCAAGACAGAGACCCACCCACAGCACGCCCAAGAGACCAUGAAGAGCCUGCUGCUUCUCACCAUUGUGGCUGCCUUAGCGGUGGCAACUUUGUGUUAUGAAUCCCAUGAAAGCAUGGAAUCCUAUGAAAUUAAUCCCUUCAUUAACAGAAGGAACGCUAACACCUUUAUGUCCCCACAGGAGAGAUGGAGAGCUAAAGCCCAAGAGAGGGUCCGAGAGCGCAGCAAGCCUGCCCAUGAGAUCAAUCGGGAAGCCUGUGAUGACUUCAGACUGUGCGAACGCUAUGCCAUGAUGUACGGAUACAAUGCUGCCUACAAUCGCUACUUUAGACAGCGUCGAGGGACCAAAUGAGAAGGGGAAAAAAUGUCUCUUUUGUUCUGGAGCCUGAAGGCUGGUUUAUAUCUCCCCUGCAGUAGCAUUACUGAAAUACAAAGACACAUACACGAUGCUCAUUUUCUAUAUAAUCUCUUGUCUGGCUGCACCCCUCCUUCCUGUCCCCAGAGUUGUCAGUCGUGAAAGCGCAGUGUGUCGACAUGUGUAGUUUUACAUAAUAAACUUCUGAUUUGAUAAGUUUCAUUCUGUGAAUCUGAUUUCUUCUGGGAAAAUGCUGAGAUAGUUGAACCAUGCAGGGUCCACCUCACCCAGAAUAAGGAGAUUCUGUUAAUCUUGCCUCUAGUGUUGGUUAGAAGCACAAUUAUAUAGAAAAAAUAAAUAAAUAAAACCUAGAAGGCACUGACCCAACCACAAUUUACUAGACCCUCUUUACAUUGGGAUUAGUGAACGACUGUUUCCUAUUUCGUGUUUUACAGGAUUUUCUAACUGUUCAUGUGACAAUUAUAGGGUUCACUCCAUUUGUUGUUUAUCUUUUAUACAAGGUAAAAAAUAAAAGUGCCCUCUGUAUCAGUAAACUAGAAAGAUGUAAAAUGAAGAAAAAUGAUAAAAUGGAAAACAAAUGGCAAGAUGAUAAACUUAAACUUACUUUAUCAAUAAUCAUAUUUACGUAGCCUAAAUACCCCAUUUUUUUUUGCUUUGAUGUAUGCUAUACAUUUUAUAGUACAUUUUUAUAAACUUGCUUUAAAAGCCAAUUAUUUUUAAAACAUUUAGAUAAACAGAAAAAUAUCACAUACAUGUAUCUGUGUAGUUUGUACUUCUAGUACACAUUCAGAUUUCUAUCUGGGGUCAUUUCCCUUCUGUCUGAAGAACUUCCUUUAACAUAUCUUGUGAUGCAGUUCUGCUGAAUUCUUUUUUGUUGUUGUUGUGGUUAGUUUGCCUUAAUUUUUGAAAAAUAUUUUUCACUGUAUAUCAAAUUCAAAGUUGCCAGCUUUUUCUUUCAGUUCUUUAAAAUGUUAUUCCACUGUUUUCUACUUUGCAUUGUUUCUGAUGUCAAAUCUAUUGUCAUUCAUACCUUCGUUCCUCAGUACUACCAUGUUUUUUAUCUCUGGCUGCUUUAAGAUUUUUUGUAUUAUUAUUGGCUUUAAUAAAAUUGAUCAUGAGGCA
Molecule: messenger RNA, 1542 nt
Organism: Ictidomys tridecemlineatus (thirteen-lined ground squirrel)
Lineage: Eukaryota; Metazoa; Chordata; Mammalia; Rodentia; Sciuridae
Gene: Mgp
Product: matrix Gla protein
Biological process (GO): regulation of bone mineralization
Cellular component (GO): extracellular region
Molecular function (GO): calcium ion binding
Source: RefSeq, a predicted model, not a curated record